AUGGCUCCCGAUCCUGAAGCGGGCAGCACACCACAAAAGGGCGGAUGGCGGUUGUUUGGACGAAGUUCGACCAGGGAGCAGGACAACGCGGAGAUCCCAGGGAGGAGAAGACUACCAAAAUGGAAUAUGGGCAUUUUGAACGAUAGAGAAACCAUUGAAGUACCAGGCUCGGUCCUACUACUGGCCGCGGACCACAACGAGCCCCUUGGCCUGCGGAACGCACCUGCGAGAACUUCCCAUUCAUCAAUCCCAACCGCCGUUAUUAGGCCUCCAGAACCCCCACAGGACGAAAAGAAGAAAACGAGUGACGGCAAAAUCAUUCUCGAACCUCAACCAGAAGAAUCUGCCAAUGAUCCCCUCAACUGGCCAACAUGGCGCAGAGAUUCCGCCCUGCUCUCCCUGGGCCUCUUUUGCAUGGUGGGCGGCGGCAUGACCCCUCUCCUUGCUGCUGGCUUCACGGAUGUGGCCAAAGAGUUUGAUGUCAGCGUCUCGAGCGUAUCACUCACGACAGGCCUCUACAUGCUGGGCAUGGGCCUUGGCUCCGUGAUCUUCUCACCUACAGCUAUCCUGUACGGUAAGAGGCCAGUGUACCUCUUUGGGGCUCUGUUGUUUGUCUUAACGUCUGUAUGGUGCGCCGUUUCCAAAAGCUUCGUGUCUUUGGUGCUUGGAAGAAUCUUUCAGGGCAUCGCUGUGAGUCCGGUUGAAUGCCUUCCGUCCGCUACUAUUGCCGAGAUCUUCUUCCUCCACGAGCGAGCUUAUCGAAUUGGCAUUUAUACGCUGUUGCUUCUUGGCGGAAAGAAUUUGGUUCCUCUGGUCAGCGCUGCCGUGAUCGAGAGCCUGGGAUGGCGCUGGACGUUUUGGGUUGUUGCCAUGGUUGUUGGUUUCUGCGGGUUUCUGCUGUUCCUGUUUGUCCCCGAGACGUUCUGGGACAGAGUGCCUCAUCCAAGGAAAAAGUCAUCUAGACCAAGCUUUUUCCGCCGCAUGUCCUCGAAACAGCACAUUCGGCGUUCGGACGCCGCAGGCGUUAGUGUGCCACCCAGCGCUCUACCCAGCGCCCGCCAUAGUGAGGAAGGCCCGACUCCAGCACCGGCGGCUAACCAUCGCCGAGACGUUCACGUUGGAUUUGCUACCGACGCCGAAGAGCAUCAUGCGGAAAAGGAUAGGGAAGCCGCAACACGACAAGAAACCUCUGAGAAACCCGAUGAGCUCCACGAUCCGAGUGUCCCCAUGACAGCAGGUAUCCUCGCGGAAGACAGCCAUGCUGCACGCCCGGAGCUCAUCACUCAAGAACCUUCAUCAUCUGAUAACUCGACAAAGCCCCAUGUCUUCUACAUGCCCGACAACAUCGAGAAGCCUAAGUCUCCUUACUCCUCAGAGAGGUUUUCCAGACAGGAUCACACUCAAACGGAUACCGAGUCCCAAUCAGGAGCUAGCUCCCGCGUGGUGGGUAGCAGAGUUCCAUAUACUGCGGCCCUGCGUGAACAGCCCGCAAAGUCGUUUGUCCAGCAGCUCAAGCCCUUCCAUGGUCGCUUGAACAAGGACAAAUGGCACAAAGUAGCUAUCCGGCCGCUCAUUCUUUUCUCUUAUCCAGCGGUCCUCUGGUCAGCCAUUGUCUAUGCAUGCUCAGUCGGAUGGCUUAUUGUGAUAUCCGAGUCUGUGGCUGUCAUCUACCGCGAAGGCCACUAUGAAUUUAACGCCCUGCAGACGGGUUUGGUUUAUAUCAGUCCCUUUGUCGGUGGUAUUCUGGGUACGGCUGUGGCGGGCAAGGUAUCGGAUGUAAUUGUGAAGGCGAUGGCCAGGCGCAAUGGUGGCCUCUAUGAGCCAGAGUUCAGACUUGUCAUGGCUCUACCUGUGGCCAUCACCACGGUCAUUGGCUUGAUGGGUUUUGGCUGGUCCGCGCAGUUGGGUGACCACUGGAUUGUGCCGACCGUCUUUUUUGGUGUUGUCUCGUUCGGAUGCUCGCUUGGCUCAACAACCAGCAUCACCUUCUGCGUCGACAGCUACAGACAGUAUGCGGGUGAGGCCCUGGUCACGCUCAACUUCAGCAAAAACAUAUUCCACGGUCUCGUCUUCAGCUUGUUUGUGACCGGCUGGCUCACGGACGACGGACCCAAGACUGUAUUCAUCUGGAUCGGUAUCAUUCAACUUAUCCUGCUCUUUCUAACUAUUCCGAUGUACAUCUACGGAAAGAGAGCGAGAAUGUGGACGGUCCGGAAGAACUUUAUGGAGAAGUUCUAG
Messenger RNA from Neurospora hispaniola, 2238 nucleotides. RefSeq names its product MFS general substrate transporter. Gene Ontology annotation, biological process: transmembrane transport. Gene Ontology annotation, cellular component: plasma membrane. NCBI's taxonomy places the organism in Eukaryota, Fungi, Ascomycota, Sordariomycetes, Sordariales, Sordariaceae. Gene Ontology annotation, molecular function: transmembrane transporter activity. Bases 1 to 2238 code for a protein of 745 amino acids. The record is from RefSeq and is a predicted model, not a curated record. The transcript is spliced from 3 exons.